Molecule: messenger RNA, 1457 nt
Organism: Cicer arietinum (chickpea)
Lineage: Eukaryota; Viridiplantae; Streptophyta; Magnoliopsida; Fabales; Fabaceae
Source: RefSeq, a predicted model, not a curated record
CAAAGAAUAUCAAAUUUUACAACAACAAAAAAACAAAAGAAAAUUAUCCAAAGAAGAAAAAGAAAGUAAGAAAACCAAUAUUAAUUUGUGUUUUGAUAAUUUGUGCUUUUAUGAGGAAAUGUCAGCUUCGGAGAGCCGUCGAGAGAAGUUUGCCGGCUUAACUCUUGAUGACGUCUUAGCCAACCCAAAGAGAGUAGCAACUACGCCACCAAGCCAACCACCACCACCACCCCCAAAGAGUAGAACUCUUUUGGACAUCAUCAGAGAAGACGAGACCAACAAAAAGGACCGUAGAUCUUGGAAAGCCUUCAAGGACAAGCUUCGACUCAAGCGCGCUGGUUCUGCUUGGACAUCGUCAAUCCACAUUCCAACUUCGGAUAUCCCUAUCCAAAAUCCAAACAGCAGAAGUUAUUCUCAGUUCGGACGUCGGAACUCGGUCCGGUUCCAGAAUCAACACGAAGCAGACAUGUCAGCUCAAUCCAUGACUCACCAAGUAGAAGACCUCGACCCAACGGACAACUCCGAUGCUUCGGCAACCAAGUCCCAGUUCACUCGCCGCAGCUCCACCCGUUUCUCCAACGACUCCCCAGACAACUCCUCUGGAGGAGGAAAUCUCCGACCACAGCUAUCACGACGAAAUUCCACCACUGUGCCAUCAGAGCCGUUUCAGCGAGGACGCGUGGUGACUUUUCGGGACAGCUUCGACGAGGACGAGCCUGAAGAAGACAACAGCAAUCUAGACACGGGGAGGGCACUUUCGGCGAGGGAGGCAGUGGCAGCACAGGAGGCAGCAGAAGCUGCAGCUGCUGCAGAGGAGGAUGCUGUAGGAGGGCCUCCAAUGAUGAUGUCACUUAUGGACUUGCUGGAGGAAACUGAUAGGGAAAUGGGAUUGGAAGGGUCGAGGUAUAUAUUGAGUGAUGAUGAAGACUUUGAUGAGGAUGACGAAGAAUGUGAAGACGAUGAGGAAGGACAAGUUGAUUUGGAACACACUUGCUGUGUUUGCAUGGUGAAACACAAGGGUGCUUCUAUCGCACCUUGUGGGCACAGUUUCUGCAGGAUGUGUUCAAGAGAGCUUAUGGUGGCUAAGGGAAAUUGUCCACUCUGCAACAAUUUCAUUUUAGAGAUUCUUGAAAUUUUCUGAUAUUCUUAUCUCCAUGUUCUGGGUUCUCUUUGAUUUGAUGACAACUUUUUUCUUGAUUAGUUAUUGUUUUUAUUUUGGUUUAUUUCUCCCCUGUGAAGUGCUGUACUGAGGUGGAAAUAAGUGUGUGAAAUUGUGAAUGAUGAUGCUAACUGGUAGUAGAUAGGAUCAACAUUUGUAAUACAAGAUAGAUUGCAUUCCACUCAAUUAAGCUGUGGUAUUUAGUAAUUAGCACUUUGUAAUCUCCUUCCACUGACGAUUAUAUUUACCUAUUAUGACAUUCUCAUCCAUGACAGCUAAUGUACUAUUCCUGUUUCUU